UGUAGCAUUGGGAUUGGGUGACGACAUUCCCUACAGCUAUUAAAAUGUAGUGUGUCUCUCCCGCCAACCCUUCAGCAAUGCUGAGGCUUUUUUUAUUUAUUGCAAUCUGCAACCUGUAAAUCCCAAAGGUCACCCUACUUCCUGGUAGACAGGCAGAGGGGUAGAGAAAUGUGGAGUUCACUGAAGUUGAUGAUUGACAUUCUCUUUAUACUGUGUUUGAGUUGGAUGAUGAAACUUCUGCUCUCUUUUCUAGGAGUGGGAAUCACGAUGGUCAUCAUCACCACCUUGGUGACGGUCUACUACAAUGUUAUCAUUGCCUAUGCCCUCUACUAUCUGUUUGCCUCCUUCCAAAGUGUACUGCCGUGGUCGGACUGCUUUGCGUGGGCAGAUGAAAAUUGCAGCAAAACACCUGUGGUGAGCGAUUGCAAUACGACCUUACCAAACGGGAUAAUCAUUCACACAAACUACUCGUAUGUCACCAGCAACAAUCUAACCUGUCUCAAUGGCAGCUUAGCGUAUAAACAAGUGCAGCUUCCCAGUGAGCAGUACUGGAAUAAAGUGGCCCUUCGGCGCUCCAGCGGGCUGGACGAGACGGGUGAAAUUGUCUGGUACUUGGCCCUCUGCCUGCUCCUAUCCUGGCUGAUAGUCGGAGCUGCAUUAUUUAAAGGGAUCAAAUCUUCAGGAAAGGUUGUUUAUUUCACAGCUCUCUUUCCAUAUGUUGUCCUCGUUAUCCUGCUUGUCCGAGGUGUCACCCUGGAAGGCGCUCGAGAUGGCAUUGAGUAUUACAUUGGAACGCAGUCCAAUUUCACAAAGCUGAUGGAGGCAGAGGUUUGGAAAGAUGCAGCUACUCAGAUAUUCUUCUCCCUGUCGGUGGCCUGGGGGGGCCUGGUUGCUCUCUCCUCUUACAAUAAAUUCCAUAACAACUGCUAUUCCGAUGCCAUUGCUGUCUGUUUAGUAAACUGCCUCACCAGUGUGUUUGCGGGAUUUGCGAUAUUCUCCGUUUUGGGACAUAUGGCUUUCCUGGCAGACAGACCCGUCUCUGAAGUUGUAGACUCAGGCUUUGAUUUGGCAUUUGUUGCCUAUCCAUCGGCUCUCUCCAAAUUACCAGUCGCCCCUCUUUGGUCCUUUUUAUUUUUCUUCAUGCUUUUACUGUUGGGGCUCGACUCUCAGUUUGCUUCCAUAGAAACAGUGACAACCACCAUACAAGAUAUAUACCCCAAGGUGAUGAAAAAGAUGAGGGUUCCUGUAACCCUGGGAUUAUGCAUGCUUCUGUUUUUUCUUGGUCUCAUCUGUGUCACUCAGGCAGGAAUUUACUGGGUUAACCUAGUGGAUCAUUUCUGUGCUGGAUGGGGGAUCCUUUUUGCAGCGGUCCUGGAAAUAAUAGGCAUUAGCUGGAUUUAUGGAGGAAACCGAUUUAUCCAAGACAUUGAAAUGAUGAUUGGAAAGAAGAGCUGGUGGUUCUGGCUGUGGUGGAGAGCAUGCUGGUUCUUCAUUACCCCUGUUCUCUUAUGUGUGAUUUUAUGCUGGUCUUUGGUCACAUUUUCACCUCCCAAGUAUGGCUCAGUCGAAUACCCUGGAUGGGGAUCGGCUGUGGGCUGGUGCAUGAUUGUCUUCUGCAUCGUCUGGAUUCCCAUUGUCGCGAUUGUAAAAAUAGCGAAAGCACCAGGAAAUCUGUGGCAGCGUAUUGUGAGCUGCUGCCGGCCGGCUGCUAACUGGGGUCCCUCUCUGGAAUGUCACCGAGGAGAAAGGUACAGCCACAUGGUAGAUCCCCACAAGGAAAGAGACCAGGAGAUCCCCACCGUGGAUGGCUUCGUGCACAAGCUGGAAUGAGACGCCUGCCCUGGCCUGCAUUAUUUUUAACACAAAUGUCUUUUCUUUUUGUUUAAUGUUGGAAAAUAGUGUGCCAAACUAUUGAAAGCUGUACUAUUGAUUGUUAGCUCUGCCUUACCGGGAGGAGCAGGUCAUGGAGUAGAGAGGAAAGCCCAAGCCCACAGGCUGGGAGGGCAGGAAAAUACACUCCAGCCAGGGGCGGCUCUAUGGUUUUUGCCGCCCCAAGCAUGGCAGUUAGGCAGACUUCGGCGGUAUGCCUGCCGGAGGUCCGCUGGUAAUGCGGAUUCGGCGGCAUGCCUGCGGGAGGUUCGCCGGUCCUGCGCCUUUGGCGUGCCCGCCGCCAAAUU
Trachemys scripta elegans is the source of this 2177-nucleotide messenger RNA. RefSeq names its product solute carrier family 6 member 14 (gene SLC6A14). The record is from RefSeq and is a predicted model, not a curated record. Gene Ontology annotation, molecular function: L-proline transmembrane transporter activity. The transcript has 11 exons. NCBI's taxonomy places the organism in Eukaryota, Metazoa, Chordata, Testudines, Emydidae. Gene Ontology annotation, cellular component: membrane. Gene Ontology annotation, biological process: sodium ion transmembrane transport. The coding region runs from base 169 to 1830 and encodes 553 amino acids.